AUGGAGGCCGUCCGCAUCCGCGACGACCUCAGGACCAAGCUUGCCCAGGCAGGCGGCGACCUGUCGGACCCAGCGCUGGCGUCGCACGAGGCGACGUUCCAGCCGGCACUGGCGCUGCCGGACCUGGUGGAGCAGGGCCAUGCGGUGGGCGUGGAGGUGAGGGCAGCGGGGUGGGACAAGGACAUCUUCAGCCUGCAGGAGCUGCUCACGUACGGCGUCAAGGGCACUGCGGCUUACUCCGCGCACGCCUUCGCCGUUGGACAGCACGACCCGCUGAUCGCGGACUUCAUCUACGAGGCCUUCGACUACAUCUCGCGGCCCGCGAGCGAGCAGACGGCGGACGCGCUCCUGGCGAUGUGCUUGAAGUGCGGCGAGGUGAACCUGCGCGCCAUGGAGAUCCUCAACACCGGCCACAAGGGCAACUUCGGCACGCCCGAGCCGUCGGUGGUGCGCACGUCGGCCGUGGCGGGCAAGUGCAUCCUGGUGUCGGGACACGACAUCAAGGACCUGUACGAGCUGCUCAAGGCCACGGAGGGCACGGGCGUCAACGUGUACACGCACGGCGAGCUGCUUCCCGCGCACGGGUACCCCGAACUGAAGCGCUUCAAGCACCUGAUUGGCAACUACGGUGGCGCGUGGCAGCUGCAGAAGCUGGAGUUCGCGAUGUUCCCCGGACCCAUCGUGGUGACAACCAACUGCCUGCUGGAGCCUAAACCCAGCUACGCCGACCGCAUCUACGCGCUCAAUGCCGUGGGGCACAAGAAGGUACGGCACGUGGAGGAGCGGCGGUUUGACCCCAUCAUCAAGCAGGCGCUGGCCAUGGAGGGUUUCACGCACGACGAGCCGAUGCGCAGCACCAUGACGGGGUUCGGGCAUGACGCCGUGCUGCAGGCCGCGGGUACCGUGGUGGAGGGCAUCAAGGACGGCCGCAUCAACCACAUCUUCCUCAUCGGUGGCUGCGAUGGGCUGGAGGGCGAGCGCUCCUACUACAAGAACCUGGCGCUGUCGCUGCCACAGGAGACGGUGGUGUUGACGCUUGGGUGCGGAAAGUAUCGGUUCAUCCACCAGCAGCAGCAGUUUGGCAACAUCACCGGCACAGAGAUCCCUCGCCUGCUGGACGUGGGCCAGUGCAACGAUGCAUACUCCGCCAUCCGCAUCGCUUCUGCGUUGGCCGAGGCAUUCGACACCGAUGUGAACAGUCUGCCCCUCUCCUUGGUCAUCUCGUGGUUCGAGCAGAAGGCUGUAGCUGACAGAGGGGGAGAGACACGGGGGGAGAGACACGGGGGGAAGGACACAGCUCCGUUUACCCCCCAAUAUAUUCUCCUUUGCCUCACCUGCUUCCCCCCAUCCCCCUCCCUGCUUCCCCCCAUCCCCCUCCCUGCUUCCCCCCAUCCCCCUCCCUGCUUCCCCCCAUCCCCUUCCCUGCUUCCCCCCAUCCCCUUCCCUGCUUCCCCCCAUCCCCCUCCCUGCUUCCCCCCAUCCCCCUCCCUGCUUCCCCCCAUCCCCCUCCCUGCUUCCCCCCAUCCCCUUCCCUGCUUCCCCCCAUCCCCUUCCCUGCUUCCCCCCAUCCCCCUCCCUGCUUCCCCCCAUCCCCCUCCCUGCUUCCCCCCAUCCCCCUCCCUGCUUCCCCCCAUCCCCCUCCCUGCUUCCCCCCAUCCCCUUCCCUGCUUCCCCCCAUCCCCCUCCCUGCUUCCCCCCAUCCCCCUCCCUGCUUCCCCCCAUCCCCCUCCCUGCUUCCCCCCAUCCCCUUCCCUGCUUCCCCCCAUCCCCUUCCCUGCUUCCCCCCAUCCCCCUCCCUGCUUCCCCCCAUCCCCCUCCCUGCUUCCCCCCAUCCCCCUCCCUGCUUCCCCCCAUCCCCUUCCCUGCUUCCCCCCACUUUUCGCUUUCUGUUGGUGA
Closterium sp. Naga37s-1 is the source of this 1896-nucleotide messenger RNA. Lineage: Eukaryota; Viridiplantae; Streptophyta; Zygnematophyceae; Desmidiales; Closteriaceae. The record is from the annotation of a GenBank genome assembly.